Molecule: messenger RNA, 1113 nt
Organism: Thlaspi arvense
Lineage: Eukaryota; Viridiplantae; Streptophyta; Magnoliopsida; Brassicales; Brassicaceae
Source: the annotation of a GenBank genome assembly
AUGGAGAAAGUUUCAUCGCCGUCUUCUUCACGGAGGUCUGCUUAUCUGGAAGCUCUUACACAAGAGAUUAAGAAGAAGCUUACACGGAUUGUAAAUUUGAUAUUGAGAGUGUUGAUUUUUUGGUCCCAGGCUGUUGUUUCUCCUGCACAAACACGCAACUUGUUGCAGGACUUAUUUGCUGAUAUAGCUCUCGAAGUCGACGAACGGGCCAAAGAUGUGAUCCUUAGCAAAGAAGAGGAUGUGAUUUCUGGUGAAGUAGAUGGUGAUGGUCCAUUAUGUUUUUUUGACGUCCUUGCUGAUUAUUAUGUGAACGUGUCUGAGAGAGGCAAGGAUAUACUUGAUUUGAUGGUGCAGCUGUGGAGCCAAUCGUUCGCUUCACACAUAUUCUCUCUUCUCUUCCAUAAAUGGCUGUUUGAGGUUCAGCUUGACAAUCAAGAAAUACUCCUGCGGUAUUCUUCUGCGCUGGUGCAGGGAGCAACUAAUGUAUUCUGGAUAGACAUCCAGACAAAUACAAGACGGUUUCAAACUCUCUUUCGGUAUCUACUUGAGGAAGUUGCUUUGGAGCCAAUUCGACUGAAAAAGAUUCCCAUUCAGGCUCAGAGGGAACUGUAUCUCUUGCUCUCAAGGUUCAUUUUCUUUUACAAUUCAGUUGAUAAACUCGACAGCUUCUUGAGGAAUUUCCCGGAGUUUCCAAAUGCUUUCUUGGUUGGAGGACCCGGAGAUUUCCUUGUUAUCGAACUUACCGAUCAGCUGCAAAAACUGAAAGUGGAACCAGUGCUGCUACACUAUCUUUCUCAGAUGAAGAUUCUUCAAGGUAUGGAACUGAGAAUGACCACUAGCACGAGGUUAAAGGCGUGUUUGUACAGUUUUACCUCUCCUGGAGGUCCGAUGUACCCAACAAGAGCUGUCCGUCAUGCAGCCUGGGAUGCUUUGGAUUCCCUCUUUCCGGUCGGGCGUUACCCGAGGCAUCUCAUUAGUCUAUUUUUCAGGCUGCUAUAUCCAUGGUACUGGCCAUCCUCGUGCUGGAACUUUGUGGUUUCUUGCAUUAAAGCGGUUCUCUAUUCUAUCGUAAGGCUCAUCUUUUCACGGCGAGAAAAGCCAAGGCAGAGCUGA